Messenger RNA from Trypanosoma conorhini, 336 nucleotides. RefSeq lists its product as uncharacterized. The record is from RefSeq and is a predicted model, not a curated record. NCBI's taxonomy places the organism in Eukaryota, Euglenozoa, Kinetoplastea, Trypanosomatida, Trypanosomatidae. Bases 1 to 336 code for a protein of 111 amino acids. The transcript has a single exon.
AUGGCCGUGAGAGAGCGCGGGGGCACGCGGCGUGCGUCGCGGCAGUUCCCCCGGCAUAUGCGGGGCGUUCGCCCAGCGGCCUUGUUUGCCCCGCUGGGGAAAAAAGAAAUCCGCCCCACGCGGACGAAGAAGGAUAGAAAAAAGAAGAAGCGGAUGAACACCUUCCCCCUGCACGCGCUGGCGAGAAUUCUUGCGAUUCCCGCGACGCACUCCGGAAGCAUCUGUCCACGGCGCGCGGCGCGAGUCACGCCCAGGGGCUGUUUGGCCGUGUCCAAAGGCAGCGCCCCCACAAAGAACGACCAUGCGAUGACCGUGAAGAGGGCGCGGCGGGACUAA